Molecule: messenger RNA, 2712 nt
Organism: Cryptococcus amylolentus CBS 6039
Lineage: Eukaryota; Fungi; Basidiomycota; Tremellomycetes; Tremellales; Cryptococcaceae
Exons: 20
Coding region: 145-2541 (798 amino acids)
Biological process (GO): glucan catabolic process
Molecular function (GO): beta-glucosidase activity
Source: RefSeq, a predicted model, not a curated record
CAGCGGGGUAUAUCAUGGAGCCUGUUGCGCUUUCUCAUGCCUCUUCAUCUUACCAGGCGAUAGGAGCUGAAGACUGGACAACAGGACUCAAUACUAUCCAACUAAACCUCAAGCUCAACUUGCUGCGCCCACUGUCUUUGCUCCAUGUGGUCCUUCAUCCAGAGCGCUGCUGUUCUUCUGUCUAGUCUCACCCUCCAGGUCCCUCAUAGCGCAGAAGAUGGCAGCUCACACAGAGUGACAACGACAAAGGUCUCGCUGGCUGAAAGUGGUAGUGGAACAUGGGGUGCUGCGUCUGAGCAAGCGCGCGUGCUGAUCGGCAACAUGACCGUCCAAGAGAAGGUAAACCUCACCACCGCCGUUACUGGGCCCUGUCAAGCCAAUUCAGGCGGCGUCCCUCGUCUCGGCAUACCUGGGCUUUGCUUCAAUGAUGGUCCUGCUGGCCUAAGAUACACAGACUACAUUACCCAGUGGCCUUCCGAGUUUAUAUCUGCGGCUUCCUUUGACCGAGACUUGAUGUGGGAGAGGGCGGUCAGGAUAGGGCAAGAGUUCAGAGGGAAGGGCGCGAACGUCAUGUUGGGACCGGUUACGGGCGGACCUUUGGGCAGAUCCCCCUUCACCGGACGAAACUGGGAAGCAUUCUCCCCAGACACAUAUCUCUCAUCGACGCUCUCUUACCUCACCACCCGCGCACUUCAAUCGACAGGACUCAUAACCUCCGCCAAACAUUAUAUUCUAUACGAGCAAGAACCCACUUGUGAUGGCCCGCCCGAUCCUAAUGGAGGCACGACAGGGUGCGUGGAUGUUAGUAGCGAUAUCGGCGAAAAGGUCUUCAGAGAGGUGUAUCUGCCUAGCUUUUCGGAAGCCGUUCGGGCAGGGACUGGGUCUAUCAUGUGCUCUUACAACCAAAUCAACGGGACCCCGGCAUGCGAAUCUGAUAGCGCUCUCAAUCGUGUACUCAAAGAAGAACUGAACUUUGAAGGAUUUGUUCUCAGUGAUUUUGGGGCAGCGCAUUCGACUGUAGAGUCGGCGACACACGGUAUGGACAUGGAGCUUCCUACAGAGCAAUUCUACGGGAAGAAAUUGUUGAAAGCUGUCAAGCGGGGAGAUGUGUCGUCCGAAAGACUGGAUGAUAUGGCGCGACGCAUUCUCACUCCGUAUCUGGCCCUCCAGCAUAACAGCUCCUAUCCCAAAGUCAAUUAUCAAAGUUACAAUCUUCAAAACCAAAUCGAGGUCGACGGACAUGUCUUUCGGAACGAGCAAGUCGAUGUCAAGGGUGACAACCAUCUUUGGGCGAGGGAAGUCGCAGCAGAGUCGACAGUUCUCCUCAAGAACACCGGUAUCCUACCCCUUCCCCAAGGGCCCAAGCCAUCUCUCAAAUCCCUCGGCAUCUUUGGCUCCGACGCGGACUAUCCCUCCACCCUCACAGGCUGCGGUCCGGAUUUGUUUUGUGUGGUCAAUGCGAAGGAUGGAAGGCGAUAUUGGAAUGGGACUGUCACGAUUGGAGGUGGGUCUGGGGCGGCCUAUGCGGACUAUAUUGCAGCGCCUAUCGAAGCCAUAUCCCUCCGCGCGCGACGCUCUCAUUUCCGAACCGACCACAUCCUCCAAGACGAUCCUUCCCACUUUCCUGCUGUCGAUACCAUCGCCGCACAGUCAGACGUAUGCCUCGUAUUCGUGUCUGUCUACCUGGUCGAAGCCUGGGACAGAGACGAUUUGAGACUCGAUAAAGGUGGAGAAGAGUUGAUCAAGAGGGUGGAGAAGGUGUGUAAAGGGGAGGUGGUGGUGGUCAUGCACAGCGGAGGCCAGGUGCUCGUCGAAGAUUGGAUCGAUCUACCCAAGAUAGGAGCCGUCUUGUUUGCUGGGUAUCCCGGACAAGAGACGGGAAACGCGUUGGUUGAUAUACUAUGGGGAGAUGUCAACCCCUCUGCCAAGCUGCCAUUUACGAUGGGUCGAGCAGCAUCUGACUGGCCGCCGGCAGGUAUUAUCCGCAAGAAGGACAUCGACAAGACCGCUCCCUACCCCGUUUCCACUUUCCCCGAAGGCUUGGCCAUUGACUACAAGUACUUUGACACCCACAAGAUCUCGCCCCGGUUUCAAUUCGGGUUUGGCUUGAGUUACACGUCAUUCGAGAUGGCGGGGCUGGAGUUGAGGGAGGAGUUUAGGGAGGAAGAGGUAGGGGGCAAGGGAAAGAAGAUGAGGGAGGGGAGCGAAGGGGAGGGUUGGCUUUAUGAUGUUCUGUAUGUGGCGAGGGUGAACGUUACCAACACCGGUCGAGUACCCGGCGCCGAAGUCGCUCAGCUAUAUAUGACCUUCCCACCUACGGAAGCCGACCAGCCGCCCAAACAUCUUCGAGGGUAUAGCAAGCCUGACCUUGUACCAGGCCAGACGGAGACCGUCGAGUUUCCGCUUACGAAGAAAGACCUGUCGGUAUGGGAUGUGGAAAAGCAUCUAUGGCGAAUCCCAGAGGGCAAUUUCGUGUUCCGAGCUGGUAAUAGCUCGAGAGCUUUACCUCUUGAGGUAUCUUUGAAGAUUGAAAGUCGCUAGAGCCGUCCCGAUAGACGCUUGCUUCCCCGUUCUCCCUAAUUUUCUCUUGUUUAUUGCUUACCACUCUGAAUGCAUUUGAGAUAGAGGCUUGGGGGAAUCCCCUUCUUCAUCUUCUCUUUCCUACUUCAACAUACGUCGAGCUUGCCUCUUCUAGAUCGUCUACGCAUAUCA